Rhizophagus irregularis DAOM 181602=DAOM 197198 is the source of this 468-nucleotide messenger RNA. Lineage: Eukaryota; Fungi; Glomeromycota; Glomeromycetes; Glomerales; Glomeraceae. The record is from RefSeq and is a predicted model, not a curated record.
AUGGUAAUUCAAACAAGACUUGAUACUAUUGUACAUGUGUAUAAUGAAGCACUUUUAAGCCAUGAUGGAUAUCGACAUUUAGCAGCAGUUAUAAAUGUGAAAAUUUUUAAUAUAGAUCAAGAUAUUAAUCAAAUUAAUGAUCAUGAUUCUGAUGUAAAUACUGGAGGCAAAAAUCCUGUAAUAAUUUCAGAAGAUACUUUUUAUAUAAAACUUGCUGGUGAUGGUUAUAAUGUGAGAAGAAAACAAAACCAUGUAAUGAUUACCUUUUGUUUACUAAAUAAAAAAAAUAAUGUGCUUAAACCAGACCAUCAAUAUAGUAUAUGUCUUUAUAUAGGUAAAGAAAAAUAUAAAACAUUGGAUAAGGUUAGCAAAAUAUUUGCUGUACAGUUAGCUGAUUUAAAAGAAAGUGAAAUAAUUGAUGGUGAUGGCAUUCAUUGGCCAAUUAAAUUUUAUUUUUCUGGUGAUUGA